GCCUGGUUGAGCAUAUUUGAAAUCCAUCGCCGCCAACAUGCCGCCUACGUCUCCGUUUGAAGUUGUCUUGUACUACCGCUAUGUGCACAUCACGGACGUCGACACCGUGAUCUCAUCGCAGCAACAUCUAUGCGAAACAUUAAGCCUGCAAGGUCGCGUGCGUAUCUCGGAAGAAGGCAUCAACGGCACCCUCGGCGGAACACCCGCCUCCAUCCAAGGCUACGUGGAUGCCAUGGAGUCGUGUGCCCCGUUCUGUGGUCUCAACAUUGAUUGGAAACGCACCACUGACUUAGACAUGCUGCCGUUCGAGGACCUGUUUGUCCGUCGCGUGAAGGAAAUCGUGUCCAUCGAACUGCCCGACGAUGCAUGCGACGUGGCCAACACGGGCAUCCACCUCUCCCCCAUCGACUUCCACGCCGCUUUGGACCUCUCUCCGAAACACUCGACGGCGAUCAUCGACGUGCGCAACAACUACGAGUACAACAUUGGGCACUUUCAUGACGCCCUGAACCCGUCGACACGGCGCUUCGGUCAGUUCCCGCACUGGGUGCGCGACAACUUGGACGAUCUGGCCUCGAAGGAUCGCAUCCUCAUGUACUGCACCGGCGGCAUCCGCUGCGAGAAAGCGUCGGCGUACCUCAAGCACCUCGGGCUCUCGAACGUGUUUCAGCUCCAAGGCGGCAUCCACCGGUACUUGGAAGCAUUCCCCGACGGCGGCGCCUUCGUUGGCAAAAACUUUGUGUUUGACCAACGAGUGGCGGUGGCAUCUUCGAACGAGGACGUGGUCGGGCAGUGCGAAGGGUGCGGCGGCGCGCACGAUGUGAUUUCAGGCAUCCGAUGCGCGUACUGUCGCAUGCAUGUGAUGCUGUGCAGCUCUUGCGAGUCCUGUCGCGUAUUUUGCAAGCUGCACCAGUGGCUCGGGGUUGGAGACGUGGAGGAUCUGACGCUCAAACUCGGCCAGUUGGAAACUCAAUUGAGUGACAAUGCUGGGCCGAAAGGCAAGGGCCGCCGUCGGUCCAUACGAAAGCAAAUGCACGCCCUCCAAGCCACAUUGGCUACCGCGACCGCCGUCAACUAGCAAGAGGCCAUGAUGGCGCCAAAUGUUAAUAUACAACAUUUUGUAUUCGCGAAA
Aphanomyces astaci is the source of this 1132-nucleotide messenger RNA. RefSeq lists its product as hypothetical. Bases 38 to 1078 code for a protein of 346 amino acids. The record is from RefSeq and is a predicted model, not a curated record. The transcript is spliced from 3 exons. NCBI's taxonomy places the organism in Eukaryota, Oomycota, Saprolegniomycetes, Saprolegniales, Verrucalvaceae.